UCGGGCUUUGACUGUGCUUCCUGCAUCACACACUAUGAUUCCAUUUACUACUUUUCAACAAGAUUCACAAACAGAUAACAAACAACCAUGAUUCCUCCUCACUCCUGACAAAUGGCAUCAUCAUCAACACUGUCUUAUUCUUGUUUUCCUCAAAUGGCAUCAUCAUCAACACCUCUCAUCAAUUUCAAACUUUCUCUAUUCAACUCACUUCACCAUCAAAGAACAAUAAACAACUCAAAAACUACCAUCAAUCCGCGCCUCAUUUCUUCUUCCAUUAACAAUCAUUUGUCGACAACACGUGUCACUUAUCCACUUCUUACAUCUCACCCUCUUCAUAACCGUAGAUUCAACGUUCGAUUUCAAGCACAGAAGGAGUAUUCUGCUGGGAACAGUUCUGAGUCAGUUGCUUCUGAUGCAACUUCCCAAGAGGAAUUUUCUUGGUCUUCUGUAAUUCUUCCGUUUGUGUUCCCUGCAUUGGGUGGCUUGUUAUUCGGUUACGAUAUUGGUGCCACAUCCGGUGCUACAAUUUCACUGCAGUCACCUGAGCUUAGCGGUAUCGCUUGGUCCAAUCUUUCUUCCAUUCAGCUUGGUCUUGUGGUCAGUGGUUCUCUAUACGGGGCUCUUUUUGGCUCACUUCUUGCAUUUGCAAUUGCUGACUUCAUUGGGAGGAAGCGACAACUCAUCGGUGCAGCCCUUUUGUAUCUACUUGGUAGUGCAAUCACUGCCACUGCUCCAGAACUUGGUGUUCUCUUAGCAGGAAGGCUGAUUUAUGGACUUGGUAUAGGUCUGGCCAUGCAUGGAGCUCCUUUAUACAUUGCAGAAACUUGUCCGUCACAAAUCCGUGGGACUCUAGUAUCAUUAAAAGAACUCUUCAUUGUCUUGGGGAUUCUGGUGGGUUAUUUUGUGGGAAGCUUUCAGAUUAGUACAGUUGGUGGAUGGCGAUUCAUGUAUGGAUUCAGUGCUCCGCUUGCUGUGUUAAUGGGGCUCGGAAUGUGGACUCUCCCCGCCUCUCCUCGGUGGUUGCUUCUCAAAGCAGUACAAGGAAAAGGUUCUUUUCAAGAUUUGAAGGAGAAGGCAAUCGUUUCCCUUAGCAAAUUAAGAGGCCGACCACCUGGCGACAAAGAAUCCGAGAAGCAGAUAGAAGAGAGUCUUGUCUCAUUGAAGUCUGCCUAUGCGGAUCAGGAAUCCGAGGCGAAUUUCUUAGAGGUGUUUCAGGGUCCAAAUCUGAAAGCAUUCAUAAUUGGUGGGGGGCUAGUAUUAUUUCAACAGAUAACAGGUCAACCUAGUGUUCUGUAUUAUGCAGGUCCUAUUCUUCAGAGUGCUGGAUUUUCUGCUGCAGCCGACGCAGCUAAAGUUUCAGUUGUUAUUGGCUUAUUCAAGCUAGUAAUGACAUCGGUUGCUGUCCUAAAAGUAGAUGAUUUGGGGAGAAGACCUUUGCUGAUUGGAGGUGUCAGUGGCAUUGCCCUAUCUUUAGUUCUCCUUUCUGCCUAUUAUAAAUUUCUCGGAGGGUUACCGAUUGUGGCUGUUGGGGCAUUACUUCUUUACGUUGGUUGCUACCAGAUAUCAUUUGGGCCGAUAAGUUGGCUUAUGGUGUCAGAAAUUUUCCCACUUCGCACUAGAGGACGGGGGAUUAGUAUGGCUGUUCUUACCAACUUCGCUUCAAAUGCCGUUGUUACCUUUGCAUUCUCACCAUUGAAGGAGUAUCUAGGAGCAGAGAACCUUUUUCUCCUUUUUGCAGCCAUUGCUUUAGUGUCACUUGUGUUCAUCAUAACUUCUGUCCCGGAGACAAAAGGCUUGAGCUUAGAAGAUAUUGAAUCCAAAAUCUUGAAGUGACAGCAGAAACUAACUCCUUUUGAUGUGAGUGAAUUAUAUAUAGUGUCACCUUUUGUAUAUCUCAUGUGUGGAAUUUCACGCUCACGGUAAUGUUUGCAAUAAAAAGAUGAAAUUAUAAUCUCUAACCAAGGUUCUCAAAUCACAUAAGGGUGCUAUGUUAUUAUUUUACCUUGCCUUA
Messenger RNA from Trifolium pratense (red clover), 2011 nucleotides. RefSeq names its product D-xylose-proton symporter-like 3, chloroplastic. Bases 112 to 1833 code for a protein of 573 amino acids. The record is from RefSeq and is a predicted model, not a curated record. Gene Ontology annotation, biological process: transmembrane transport. The transcript has 14 exons. Gene Ontology annotation, molecular function: transmembrane transporter activity. Gene Ontology annotation, cellular component: membrane. NCBI's taxonomy places the organism in Eukaryota, Viridiplantae, Streptophyta, Magnoliopsida, Fabales, Fabaceae.